UGCGGUUCGGGUUGUCUGUUGCUAGGGACUUUGUUGAUUUGGGCAUGGCAGGACAAGGAUGAAGUGAUGAAAGAAUUCCCAACCAUUUAGGUGCCCGAGUUGGUACCUAUAAAAGGCUGACACAUCUUGUCCGCGGCUUCUUCAGUUCCGGUACGUCGCGAAGUUUGGCUCGACAGGCUGCUCGUAUUGCGCAGGAAGUUUGAUAACUCUGGUUUUAGUUCUGUUGCUUGUGUGAUUAGUUGUGUAUUCUUCAGUCAUAUUUAAAUCAGUACAAAACACACAAUAUGAAAACUGGAUACGGGUUAAAUACUGCGGAUUCGCUCGGAUACUUAGGAUAUGGCUCUAAACCAUAUUCCUCGCUUACCUACGUCGGCAGCAAAGGAUACAGCUCUCCGGCUACGGGUAUACGGUCCAAAAGUGUAUUCGACAAGGAUGUGAUAAUGUCCAAAGUGAAGAAACCAAAGUUAAGGCAAGCGGAGUCCACCGAGAAAGUAGAGAUACCGCUGUACAAGAAAAAAACCUUCGAUUUCACCGAUUACGCGUACCGUGAGGCUGUGAACCGUUUGAAGUUCCUACUGACGGAAGCCUACGAACCGGCCAAGACAACCACCUCCUUCUAUUAUCGCACCGUUGACGAUGGCAAAUCAGAAGUGUCCGACAGUCAGUCUGUGGUGGAACGUCCUUCAAUGACGGAGGUGUCCAAAUACUUUCCAUCGACCGCCGUUUCCCGCUACGGAAGCACUCUGGGCCGAAGAUACAGCUUUCUGAGCAAGGAUGCUACAGCAGGACCGCUGAAACCAGCGCUAUCCAGCUCUAGCUUACAUCCAGCACCAUCAGUGCAUACUGCGCAGAGUCUUGAGGUAGCGCAACCACCGCCAGAACUUUUGGGAUUCAUUGAAAAGCAGGAAAACUACAUCGAACAGUUGGAACGCGAAUCUCAGUAUUGCAGGGAGGAGCUUUCCACCUUAUUGAAGAAGGUAAAGGAGGUUGUAUCGGAGAACGAGGCCCUUACAGAUCGCUCACGGUCCAAGGCGUUAUAUCAGCUCGAUUCAUCCGAAAGUGAGGAUGUCGAGUACGCGGACCGUUCCAAGGGCAAGGGACCACUGUCCGGUCCAAGCAUCGUAUUCGAGUCACGCAUCAGCGAACUCGAGGCUCAGCUGGCGCAAUCGCAAAUUGAUCUGAAGAAACUGUUCAACGAGAAUGAGGACAACAAGCGCAAACUGUUGCACGGUGCAAGUGACGUCGGUAAUGCUGACGCUUACCGGAAGCAGGUGGAAAAUCUUCAGCGCGACAAACAAAAUCUGGAAGAAACGGUCCGUAAGCUGCAACUGUCGAUUGAUCAGCUGAAGGAUUCGGAGGCGUGUAAUUUCAGCAAAUCGCAACGAAGCCGCGACAUGAUCGAGCAGGUAGCUUUCGAGCGCAAUCAGGCAGAGAUCGAAAUUCGACGCUUAAAGGAUGAACUUGAACGUCAGCAUGAGCGUGUGCGCGAGGUACAGCACGAGAUGGCUAAACGGAUUGCAGAUGAGCGUUCCAGUGCCGAACGGCGCUACACCUACCACGUGGAUCAACUGGGUGGGGACCUUAGCAGUCAGUGGGAACACGCUACCAAACUACAGCUCGAGGUGGAACGCAUGAAGCGCAUCGAGUCCGAUUACAAGCGUGAGCUAAACCAAAAGAGCUCCCAGAUCGACGAGCUGAAGAUGGAGCUGAAGAACAAGACGGCUAUAUUUAUGUCCGAUCUCAAUCAGGCAAGUGCCGAAAAACAGUCUCUCGAACAAGAGAUCACUUCAUUGAGACUCCAGCUGGAGCGUACCGAGCGUCAAUCAAAGGUGGAAGUUUCGCGCCUGAAUGCCGAAAUUACUUCCCUUCGUCAGCGACUCGAUCGUGCCGAUGCAGACUUACUGCACUCGAAGCGAGAAAAUCUUAAACUUGCCGAUGACGUAGCUUCACUAGAGAAGGAACUAACUCUUGGAGAGCUCAACAGAGAGACACGGCCCUCGAAGGAGCUCGCAAAAAUCAUAUCCGAUAUGGAGGCUAAGCACACCAACACCGUUUCCGAACUCGAGGGCAUGAUACAAGAUCAAAAACAGCUCAUGGAAAAACUAACUGCAGAAUGCAAAAGCUUGACGCAUAAGUUAGAGGACACCACACAGAAGCAUAAAGAGGAAAAGCGGGAGCUACGCCAAACGAAUUCCGAACUGAUGGAACGAUUGAAGCAAAUCUGGCACAACUAUAAACAGAUCAGUCCCGCAUUUCGGAAGUCUAGUGUGGCGAGUUCCGGUGGGGAUCUCCGCGAGCCGCUGCACGAUGACUCAGCAGUGUCCCGUCACGAACAGCCGUCAACUCAGGAUCAAGGCCCGGAAGCAAUGCCGCACGCUAUGCAGCAUCAGGUAACAACGGUAGAACCAUGCCAGCCAACUCAGACACAUUCGAUGAUGGCGCAACUGGAGGUGUCGGAACUGGGCGACAGUACGGGAAUACUGGUGGAAAAUCAUCUCGACCCGAAUCACGUACAUCCGAUCGACAGCAGUACGCCCAGCCGAAGCAACCGCCCGAAUUGUCCCGAAACAAUUCCGUCGCCGACUACGUUGACCCCAACAAGCGUAGCGAAUCUCGACUGUCGCGAUCCUCGGUCACCAACGAAGAAGGAGUGCGGUCCGGAGGCAUUCCAAAGGAGUCAGAGUAUGGACGUGCUGUCGUGGAACCGGAGCGACUGUCACGAACCAGUGAUUCCGCUAAACCGGACAGUGCCGGAGGUGGUGCAACAUCGGGAAGCAGCGGAAGAUUGUCGCGCGAAUCCGUGGCCGAUCAGCAGAGAGCCUCACGGCAGUCGAUGCAAUCAUUGGCAGGAUCCCAGCCGUAUGGCACAGUCGACGCAGUUGACCCUGCCACAGCACAGCAAUACGCCGCACAACAGCAGUACGGAGAGUUCGCGUACCCGUCGGGAGAACAGCAACAGUACUCGGCGUUGGACGAUCAAUCUGCAGCCGGAUAUGAUCCCUCGCAACAACAGUACGCCGAUCAGCAACAGUACGAGGGUUACACAGAGCAGUACGAUCAACAACAGCAACAGAUCUACGAUCAGCAGCAGUACCAGGGCUAUCAGCAGCCAUAUGAUGCACAGCAGUACGCCCCUGAGCAAGUUUAUGAUGAAUCCAGCUACGCCACCGGAACCGGUACAAUACAACAACCUGUCACACCUGCACCUACAGCAGCAGCAGCAGCAGCACCAGCGCCAACUCCAGCAGCCGCACCAGCACUCUCAGCACAAUCCCCAACACAAGUGUCCGCCCCAGCAGCAGCCUCAUCCGCACCAUCCGCCAGCACACCAGCAGCACCGGCUACCGCCAGCACCACUGGAAGCAGCAAGCAGCAGUCAGGAAAAUCUGCUGGCUCAGUGGAACCGAAGGAAAGUAACCGAACUGUGGGGAAUACACGUUCCGGUGCAUCAUCCCGGGCAGGCGCAAACGGACAGCGAUACAAGCAACCAUCCGGUGCAGGACGAUAAGCCACCAGCAUUACAUCCUUGUUGCAGUAACAGCUUACCCCGGCAGCAACUACCGCAAACGUGCGGAUUCCAACCGAUCGCUAGCUACCCCAAGCUAAGCAUCAGCAGUCCGAGCCUAUUCGGUAGUAGCCCCGAUGUGAGCCAAACACCAUCACCAACAUCGACCGUGCUGAAAAACUAUGAUGCGGCCAGUCCCAAUCCAAUGUGAGGUAAUGGUUAAGCAGGUUGUUGGGUUGUUUGGUUGAAAAUGUGUGCCGUGCUGUUGUGGGUUUGACUGUGAAAUUGUUUUCAUAUGUGUAUAGCUACCUAUUUUGAAGCCUCUGCUCAAUCGAGCGUUUUGUAGUGAUGAUUGCCAUGUUCUGGAAAAUGAAUACAAAUUUAUCAAAACAUUUUGUUUGUUUGGCACUUUCACUUAUUUUUCUUACGAAAACUUCCCUCCCUGUUGCCUGAUUAUAAAAAAAGUAAAAAAUAA
This is a messenger RNA of Anopheles funestus (African malaria mosquito), 3980 nucleotides long. RefSeq names its product golgin subfamily B member 1. Gene Ontology annotation, biological process: neuron migration; tube formation; establishment of cell polarity. Gene Ontology annotation, cellular component: centriole; centrosome. Bases 285 to 3716 code for a protein of 1143 amino acids. Lineage: Eukaryota; Metazoa; Arthropoda; Insecta; Diptera; Culicidae. The transcript is spliced from 11 exons. The record is from RefSeq and is a predicted model, not a curated record.